Daucus carota subsp. sativus is the source of this 921-nucleotide messenger RNA. Its product is annotated as small ribosomal subunit protein uS13z/uS13y/uS13x. Gene Ontology annotation, molecular function: RNA binding; structural constituent of ribosome. The coding region runs from base 140 to 598 and encodes 152 amino acids. Gene Ontology annotation, cellular component: ribosome; cytosol; small ribosomal subunit. Gene Ontology annotation, biological process: translation. NCBI's taxonomy places the organism in Eukaryota, Viridiplantae, Streptophyta, Magnoliopsida, Apiales, Apiaceae. The record is from RefSeq and is a predicted model, not a curated record. The transcript has 4 exons.
AAUUUGGGAUGGACGGAGUAUAAUAGUACCUCUGUAUACACACAAUCACACCCUCAUUUAACCAAACCCUAGCCGCGACUUCAUUUGCGAUUCACACCUACGGCCGUCCGGCGCCUGAAAUUCUCAAUCUCCGGCAACAAUGUCGCUCGUAGCAAAUGAGGAUUUUCAACACAUUCUGCGUAUUCAGAACACGAAUGUGGAUGGGAAGCAGAAGAUCAUGUUUGCUUUGACUUCGAUCAAAGGUAUCGGUCGCCGUUUCGCGAACAUUGUUUGCAAGAAAGCUGACGUGGAUAUGAACAAGAGGGCUGGUGAACUUUCAUCUGCUGAAAUUGACAGUUUGAUGACCAUCGUUGCCAAUCCUCGACAGUUCAAGAUCCCAGACUGGUUCCUGAACAGGAAGAAGGAUUACAAGGAUGGAAAGUUCUCUCAGGUGACAUCCAAUGCACUGGACAUGAAACUGAGGGAUGAUCUUGAGCGCCUGAAGAAAAUCAGGAACCAUCGUGGUCUCCGUCACUACUGGGGUCUUCGAGUACGUGGACAGCACACUAAGACUACAGGACGAAGGGGAAAGACUGUUGGUGUGUCUAAGAAGAGAUAAACAUGCUCCAUUCUCAAGCAGUUCUGGCAGAUUGUUCAGUUUGGGGGAAAUUCUAGACUAUUUAAGUUUUUUAUGUUUUGGUAGCAUCUUUGGAUUUUUGGCCUUUAGGUUGUUCUAGGCCCGUAAUAGUAAGCUCCGAACUUCUGAUCGUUCACUUUGUUGUUUGAUAAGGCUUCGAGCUGUCAGCUAAAUUUUGCUCAAUUCUAUGUUCAUGACAGUAAUGUUUGUUAGUUUCAGUGGUUUACUUUCUGCUUUGCACAAUUUGUAUGAAGAGUAGUCUCUCUAUAAAUUUGAUGAAUUGAACAUGUUCGUGAAUUGAACUA